Molecule: messenger RNA, 2589 nt
Organism: Talaromyces rugulosus
Lineage: Eukaryota; Fungi; Ascomycota; Eurotiomycetes; Eurotiales; Trichocomaceae
Exons: 4
Coding region: 1-2589 (862 amino acids)
Source: RefSeq, a predicted model, not a curated record
AUGCACCUGCUCCCUCGCUUGCAUCUGCGGCCGUUCCUGCUCUCGCUCAUUAUUGUCUCCAGCGUAGCGGCCAAAAUCAUCCAUCUUUUACAACAUAUACGCACUCUUCCGCGCUCGUCAUUCCUUUUAUACCUCCCCACCUUCUUUCUCUUCGAUUUUCUUGUCGUGGUGGUUGCGUGGGCCUUGUUGCAAAAGACUCUAGGCAUUGGGAAUGUCGUGGGACUAGCCAUUGUUGCUCUUGUUGCCAUUGUUGACCUAAGCGCUGCAUCCUCCCAGCUGGGCUUCUUUUACGUCACCGGUGCCGAAGUACGAUGGGGGGCCGCUACAAGUGUUGCUGCUGAUUCCGGUGGACUCAAACUGCUGCUGAGUGGUUUGGUCCCUGUCGUUGCUGUCGGCGCUGCCAUUCUCGUCUUAGCCUCCAUCAUCUCUCCUCUUGUUUGGCUGAUCUUUGAUUCCUGGUUUUCCUCCGUCGUCAAUAGCGUGCUCACAUUGCGAUCGAGAUGUUCCGGCGGCGAAUCCGGCGGUCGCUACUUGCCCCUGUCAAACAACGAGCAGAAGCAACCGCAUUCACGGAAGAGCAUUGUGCUUUACGUCACAGUCGUCUUCUUCACUUGUCUGGCCUAUCUCCAAAUCACGCGGCCGCCCGUGCCUUACGACCACAUGUCUGGGACGAUUCCUUUCACACUGUGGGAAGCUUUAAAUCCCGCUGAAAAGGUCUGCCAGUCGACUGAGCAGCAGCCCUUUCCGCUUCCCGAAUUGGUUAGUGAAGAUUUGUGGGAACCGGCCUCCGGUCGUUACAAAGGCUGGAAUCCUGGCCUGGUCAACAGUUCCUCCGAGUACGAGCAAAUCUUCUCAAAGCCCAAGUGGGCGCCCGAGACAUGGCCUGCCGGAUUCGGGAGAUGGGAGCUCCAGUCAAACGAUACACUUGAUAAUUCGUCUUAUACCGAGUCGUUGGUACAAUCCAAGUGCCCCGGACCUUUCAACAUCCACAACACUUAUGACCCUACUAUCGAUCCGAUGCGUAUCACCAACCUGGGUAGCGACAUAUUAGAACCGGUGCAAAAGGUAUUGGCCGACCACAAGGUUUCGAUCAAGCACGUUAUCGUCAUGGAAAUGGAAAGCGCGCGAAAAGACAUUUUUCCUUUCAAAAUGGGCUCUCAUCUUCACGAGAUGAUAGUCGAUUACUACGGAACCACAGAGGACAGUAAUAUGGACGAGUUGAAUGCAAAAUUGGCCGCCAUGACGCCAAUUGCCGAGCAAAUCACCGGCGAAUCUGGAAACUUUCCUAGUGAAGCUCGAGAGUCUGCUGAACGAAACCUGACAUGGAAAGACCCUUCUGGUCCUGACAUGGGCGGCAUCAAUGUCGUUGGUGCCGUCACCGGAAGCAGUCUGUCUUUCAAGAGUUUCCUAGGAAGCCACUGCGGCGUGGCUCCUCUUCCGGUGGAUUUUAUGUUUGAGAACCGCGCCGAAAUCUACCAGCCCUGCAUGAUGCACAUCCUCGACCUGUUCAAUCAGCUCAAGGAGGAAAGGGGCGUAAAGGCCACCGACAUGCGCAGCGCCAAGUGGAAGUCCAUUUUCAUGCAGUCCAUUACCGGCGAAUUUGACAACCAGAAUCAUCUAAAUGACCAAAUGGGGUUCCAAAGCACGAUUGUCAAAGAGAAGAUUGAUACAGGCAGGGCAAAAUACUAUCAUGAAGACAUGAAAGAAAUCAAUUACUUUGGAUAUCCCGAGAUAGAAAUUCUUCCAUACUUGAAUGAUAGCAUCCACGAGGCCAAGGCCAAUGGCGACCGGCUUUUCCUCUCGCAUUUCACCAGCACCACGCAUCACCCGUGGGGAACCCCUAGCGGAUUCCCGACUGAGAACUAUUGGUCAGGCGACCACCUGAUCAACAAACACGAAGACAACAACAAGUUUCUUAAUGCCGUGCGUUAUGUCGACACUUGGCUCGGCACUGUUAUGAAAUUGCUCGAAGAUACGGGGAUCGCGAAUGAGACGCUGGUGGUAUUUGUCGGUGACCAUGGACAAGCGUUCAAGGAAGAUUCUCACAUCACCGGCACAUUUGAGAACGGACAUAUUAGCAACUUCCGCAUUCCUCUCGUUUUCCGCCAUCCCUUGUUGCCGCGCAUCGAUGUGGCAGCGAAUGCAACCUCUAUUUCUAUUCUCCCUACCAUCUUGGAUCUCUUGAUCCACACCGACUCUUUAGACGCAGACGACACAGAGGCCGCGUCGGACUUGAUCCACGAGUACGAGGGCCAGUCUCUGAUCCGGCCUUAUAAAAACACACACAAUGGCCGGGAGGCAUGGAAUAUUGGCAUCAUCAACACUGGCGGGACCAUGUUGAGCGUCGCCUCUGCAGCCGUGCCCUACCGCCUCACCCUUCCCUUGACAGAGGAGCAUACCUUUCUCUUUUCCGACCUAUCUAAAGACCCGAAUGAAAUCGACGUUAUUGAAGACUGGGAUUCGAAUUCCCUGUACAGCCGCAUCGAGAAAAAAUACGGUGAAGAGGCUGCCCACUGGGCCGAAAAGGCUAUCGACGUGGGACACUGGUGGGUCAACGAGAAAAAACGCAUAUGGAAUUAUCGCGAAUAA